AUGAGCGGCUCCAGGGCGCGGGCGGCGGCGGCGGCGCCGGGGCCGGACAAGAAGCUGCCGCCGGGGCCGCCGGGGUCCGCGGGGCCGCUCAGCCGCCUGCGGGGCCGCCGCGGAUCGGCCGAUGCGCCGCCACGGCAGCCCUGGACCGAGUCCGAGUUGCUGGCGCUGGAGACCGUCCGGCCGGAGCACGUCCUGGGGCUGUGCCGGGUGACGGAGAAUUAUUUAUGCAAACCUGAGGACAACAUUUACAACAUUGACUUCACCAGGUUUAAGAUCCGGGACCUUGAAACUGGAACAGUCCUUUUUGAAAUUGCCAAGCCGUCUGCUUCAGAGCACGCUGAGGAGGAUGAGGAUGACAGCAGCGAGCUGGAUGCAAGUGCAGGGCGCUUUGUUCGGUACCAGUUCACCCCAGCGUUUCUCCGUCUGCGGACUGUUGGUGCAACAGUGGAAUUCACAGUGGGAGAAAAGCCAGUGUCAAACUUCCGAAUGAUUGAGAGGCAUUACUUCCGAGAUCGCUUACUGAAGAACUUUGAUUUUGAUUUUGGCUUCUGCAUCCCCAGUAGCAGGAACACAUGUGAACACAUUUAUGAGUUCCCUCAGCUCUCAGAAGACCUUAUCCGUCUGAUGGUGGAGAACCCGUACGAGACGCGCUCGGACAGCUUCUACUUUGUGGACAACAAGUUGAUAAUGCACAACAAGGCCGACUAUGCUUACAAUGGAGGACAAUAAUCAUUCUGGCUGCUGGAUGCUGUGAUGCCCUUAACCAUUCCAGACGUGCAGGAGUGGACUGGAGUUGCUGUCUCGUGCAACAAGGCUUCUUGCCAAACUUUUUCUCUGUGCAUGAGGCUGAGAACAUGAGGCAAAGACGAUGGCUCCUGAAGGGAAAUCUCCCUGCAACACCUCUCUGAGACUCAGCAUUUCCUGCCUCUCCUCCUCUGCUCCUGGCUAUCUUCUGAUAACCUUGGUUAGGUCAGUGAUCAGAGGGACUCUUAGACAAUUCUUGCUCUUAGUCUUUCUAGUUAGUUUGCACCUUUAGUGCUUCUGAUGUUUCACCUCUUGGGUGAAUAUCCUUUUUCAACAGGUCAGAUUGUUUGUGUUAAGCUAUUUCUUAGCAGGAAAAUCUUAACCCCUUCCAGUAGCCAGCGAUGCUUGAAGAGCAGAUCUUUUGUUCAGGUGGAUAGCUCAUCUCUUCAGUGGCAGUGGUUUUGUUUGUGGCAUUGCUGACAUGGUUUUUUAGGGUGCAUCCCAAUAUUCUCCAGUGGGAAAGAGACUAAUUUAGCUUCUAAGCAGUGCAGGAAUAUUCCAUCUGCCUCUGAGGGCCUGAGCUGCCCCUAAGAACAUUUAAGCUCUGUUUUGCCAGAGAUUUCACUAGAGAUACAAGAUAGGGGAAAAAGGAGAUUGUCCCUCUGGUAGCAUUUCUGUUUGAGUUUUUGUGAGCAAACUGUUGAAUUUCGGAGCUCAGGGGUCAACCUUAGAGCUGAAGUUAAUCUCACUAUAUUUACCAUUUCUCCUUCUUCCCUUUGUAGGAAUUUUUGGCCCUUGGUACAGAAUGUAUUGCUUUUCAGGUGGACAGCACAUUGUCAACCUGGCUGGGGUGAAGGUAUCCUUCUAGCAGGGCUUAGAGGAAAGAGAAUGUGGAAAAUCACUUGAAAAAGGAGUAGGAAGCAGAGCUUCCUGGGCUUCAGUCUGUAAUUGUAAACCUGACUGGUCUGUCAGAGUUGCUGUGAGCAGCACCAGCUCAUUUUCUGUGUUGCAGGGGAGAUAUUAGUAGCUAAAAGCUUCCCAGGUCAGAUCACUCAGUGUUAUGGAGUGGGAUCCUUGAAAAGUGAGAAUGUACAUGGUUCUCUUUUUCAUUGUUCCCAUCAUUGCUCUGCCUGCUCAGCUGCUUAUUUAUGGUUUAGGAAGUCAUGUUGCCAGGUUGAUACCACAGCUGUGUUUGGGAUCUGGCAAUGGGAGAUAGCAUCAUGCAGUAGGAAGAGGAGGACCUGUGUCUUGCCGAUAGCUGUGCUGGGGCAAGCUCCCAACUGUGCAAAAUCUCAGCUAUCACAACCUUUUUUGCCAGUUUUACUGGCUCUCAAGACUGGUACUUUUCCUGUCCCCAUGCUGGGCUGCUCAGUUGUGUCUCUUGUUGGGGGAGUUAGGUUGUGUCUAGACUGGAGACCUUUCCUAAUACUACUUCCAUUUGUUCUUGGGACAGUUAAAAGCUAACUCUUCAGUGGUUACCUGUUGUGUUAAGAGGGAUUCAGGGUAGUUUGUGUUUCAGCAGGGUUGAGUGGGGUGGACAUCA
Molecule: messenger RNA, 2287 nt
Organism: Melozone crissalis (California towhee)
Lineage: Eukaryota; Metazoa; Chordata; Aves; Passeriformes; Passerellidae
Gene: UNC119B
Product: unc-119 lipid binding chaperone B
Exons: 5
Coding region: 1-729 (242 amino acids)
Biological process (GO): nervous system development; lipoprotein transport; cilium assembly
Cellular component (GO): cilium
Molecular function (GO): lipid binding
Source: RefSeq, a predicted model, not a curated record